Messenger RNA from Zingiber officinale, 2550 nucleotides. RefSeq names its product G-type lectin S-receptor-like serine/threonine-protein kinase At4g27290. The record is from RefSeq and is a predicted model, not a curated record. NCBI's taxonomy places the organism in Eukaryota, Viridiplantae, Streptophyta, Magnoliopsida, Zingiberales, Zingiberaceae. Bases 17 to 2473 code for a protein of 818 amino acids. Gene Ontology annotation, molecular function: ATP binding; protein serine/threonine kinase activity. The transcript is spliced from 7 exons. Gene Ontology annotation, biological process: protein phosphorylation; recognition of pollen.
CAGUGAAGCAGAAUCCAUGGCGAGAAGAAUAUCGUUCCUCCUCUGCAUCCUCUUCAAUCUCACAGCUGCUCUGUUUUCGCUCUCCUUUGCCGGCGAUAAGUUAACACCUGGCCAGCGUCUCCACGACGCCGCCGGAGCAACCUUGAUCUCCGACGGCGGCACCUUCGAGCUGGGUUUCUUUACGCCCGCCGGAUCCAGCAACCGUUACGUUGGCAUGUGGUUCCGCAACGUCUCCCAGAAAACCUUCGUAUGGGUCGCCAACCGCAACCACCCGAUCACCGAUGGGUCCGGAGUCCUUUCGCUCACUACAAACGGAACGCUUGUCGUCUCCGACAGCAGCUCCACCAUCUUGUGGUCGUCCAGCUCAUCGUCACUCACUAACCCCGUGGCGCAACUCCUCGACAACGGGAACUUUGUCGUUCGAGAAGCCGGCGACUUCGGCAGCAGCAGCUACGCAUGGCAGAGCUUCGACUUCCCGACGAACACGCUCCUCCCGGGCAUGAAGUUGGGGUGGAACCUGACGAACCGACACAACCGCAUCCUCACGGCGUGGGCGAGCACCAGCGACCCUGCAGAGGGGAACUACACCCUUGGCAUCGAUUUGCGCGGCGGUCCCCAGAUAUUCGUGUGGGUGUGGGUGGGCACGCAGCAGUAUUUGCGCUUCGGGCCAUGGACCGGCCUCUACGUCAGCGACGUCCCGGAGAUGAAGGCCAACAAUAUGUUGGACUUCAGUUUCGUGAUCGACGGCGAGCAGGUGGUGUUCAGCUACACCGUGCCCGAUCCAUCGUUGAUCAGGCAAGUGGUCAUCGAUCCAACGUCUGGCGCCAUAGACGACCUUAUGUGGACCAAUGAAAGUCAGUCAUGGAUCAGGCAUACGGAGUAUCCGAGGGACACCUGCGACCGCACCAUCUCCCUCUGCGGCCCCAACGGCCUUUGCUACCCCGAUUGGCCCCCGUGCAAGUGUCUUCCGGGCUUUCAUCCCCGAAAUCGAAACGACUGGGAUCAAAUCGUGAACACCUCCGGCGGCUGCGUGAGGAACACAGAGUUGGACUGCUAUAACAACACUGAUGGUUUCAUCAGGCGGAGCAACGUGAAGUUGCCGGACACAUCCGCGUCGACGGUGGACUGGAGCAUGGCGAGCCUCGAUGACUGCCAAACUUUGUGCCUCAAUAACUGUUCUUGCACGGCUUAUGCGAGAGCCAACAUCAGCGGCAGUGGCCGAGGGUGCAUCUUGUGGUUCACUCCACUCACAGACAUCAAAUUGUUCAACUCUGGAUCCGGACAAGAUCUAUUCGUCAGGCUUGCAGCUGCAGACCUAAAUGAAGCCAUGGAAUCAAGUGGUUCUCACCGGAGUCGCAGAGGAGUGAUAAUAGUCGUUUCCUCGGUGGCAACUUUGACUUUCCUAACACUCGUUGCUUGUUGCAUUUGGAAAAGGAAGAAAACAGAGUUUUCUAUCCGGAAAGAAACUGAAGAAGAGACGAUAAACCUGCCCUCGUUCGACUUUGCUGCAAUUGUACAGGCUACUGGUAACUUUUCUUCAUCUAACAAGCUCGGAGAGGGCGGAUUUGGACCUGUGUAUAAGGGUAGGUUGAAAGAAGAGGAAAUAGCUGUGAAAAGAUUGUCCAAAACAUCAGAACAAGGUGCGGAUGAGUUCAAGAACGAGGUAGUGUCUAUCGCGGAGCUUCAACAUCGAAAUCUUGUUCGACUCCUCGGCUAUUGCAUUGAAGCAAAUGAGCGAAUGCUGCUUUAUGAAUACAUGCCCAAUGGAAGCCUAGACAAAUUCUUGUUUGAUAAAGUGAAAGCUAGAUCGCUGGAUUGGAAAUCGCGUUACAACAUAAUUCUUGGCGUUGCUCGUGGUUUUCUCUACCUUCAUCAUGAUUCCAGACUAAGAAUCAUUCAUAGAGAUUUGAAAGCAAGUAAUAUUCUUCUUGAUAAAGAUAUGAAUCCAAAAAUAUCAGAUUUUGGCUUGGCAAAAAUAUUUGAUGGAAAUGAAACAAUAAAAAAAACAAGAAGAGUCGUUGGAACAUAUGGAUAUAUGUCUCCAGAAUAUGUGAAGAAUGGAGCUUACUCAGUGAAAUCAGAUGUUUUUAGUUUUGGUGUAUUGAUACUUGAAAUCAUUACCGGCAAAAAGAAUGUUGGAUGCUACAUUUCUAUAGAGCACUUAAACCUUCUAGAGCAUAUUUGGACUUUGUGGAAGGAAGAUAGAGUUUUGGAAGCUGUGGAUGGAUCAAUAGGAUCAUUUUGUGUUGCUGAAGUUUUGAAGUGUAUAAAUAUCGGACUCCUGUGUGUUCAAGAGCAACCAAAAGAUAGACCCGUAAUGUCAUCAAUAGUAUCAUUUUUUAGUAAUGAUACUAUCCAAUUGUUAGAACCUAGAAGACCAGGUUUUGUAAUGCCAACAGAUCUAUCUGAAACUAAUUUGAAUAACUCCGACCCUUCUAAUCAUUUAUCAAUCACUAUUUUAGAAGCUCGAUAAAAUCAUCACAAUCAAAAUGUAAACAGCAUGUUGAUGUGAAUUCAACAUUUUUUAUUUUUAUAUUGCAUAUCAAACAA